Molecule: messenger RNA, 1076 nt
Organism: Dissoconium aciculare CBS 342.82
Lineage: Eukaryota; Fungi; Ascomycota; Dothideomycetes; Mycosphaerellales; Dissoconiaceae
Product: HSP20-like chaperone
Exons: 1
Coding region: 260-1033 (257 amino acids)
Biological process (GO): response to hydrogen peroxide; response to salt stress; protein complex oligomerization
Source: RefSeq, a predicted model, not a curated record
AUCUUCUGGCUACAUACACACUUACAAACUCUCCGGAUAGUAUUGCUAAGCUGGCAUAUUGCUAAGCAUCCAGAUCCUAGGCGACGAUGCCAGGAACUUCUAGCAAGCGCCGGUUGGCGCUGGUGAGAUGUAGAAUUUGUAACAUCAGAAACUGACUGGCACCAUCCUUCGUGAAUCUGUAGAUAUAAAAGGUCUUGAAAUUCCAUGAUAUUGAUCCAUCAUCAAAAUAAAGAAAGCACCUCCACCAGCAUCUUCUCGCAUGCCAACCUUCUACCUCCAACCUGCAGGCCCGACGACUUACAAGACGUUCAAUCCAAACAUUACCAUCAACACUCCCAACCACACCAGCAAGAUGGCUUUCCUUCCACGAGCCUUCGCGACUGAGUUCGCCCCCAUCUUCCGCCUCCUGGACGACUACGCUGCACAUUCACUUGCUCGCUCCUCUGGAGCUGCAUGUGCCCGUCAAAUCCGGACCUUCCAGCCCAAGUUCGACAUCAAGGAGAACAGGGACAGUUAUGAAUUGCACGGCGAGCUUCCCGGCGUGCAGCGCGACAACCUGACCAUCGAGUUCACCGACAGCCAGACCCUCGCCGUCAAGGGCCGCACCGAGUCUCACCGCGAGGAGGGUACCCGACCAGCCACGGUUGAAGCAGCUCCCGCUCAAGCUGCUCUGGAAAGCAGCUCCGACGCUACCACCGCCGCCGCCACUCCUCAGUCACCCAAGCAGACCAAACAGGCGUAUGUCGAAGACGACGAUGCCUUUGUACAAGUCGACAACACUUCCACCACCACUGCUCCUGAGUCCACCAACGCAGUCGAGACGCAGCAACCCCAGGUCGCCACCCCCGCCGAGGACACGCCUACUUCGCGGUACUGGCUCUCGGAGCGUUCCGUCGGCACCUUCGCCCGCUCGUUCCAGUUCCCGACCCGAAUCGAUCAGGACAAUGUCAAGGCUUCCUUGACCAACGGCAUCCUGUCGAUCGUCAUCCCGAAGUCGGUCGCGCCGCAGUCCCGACGCAUCAACAUCGAGUGAAAGAGCCAAUAGAUCAAACCUGGGAGGAGUCAAAGUGGAGGAU